AUGGGGCUGCGUGUGGGGCACAUUGCUGUGGGGGCGUAUAAUACUGUAGCGGACAGGGUGGAUUACUGUACCGGUACGUGAGAAGGAGCGGCGGGCAGGGGGAGUGUUUUGUGA
Molecule: messenger RNA, 114 nt
Organism: Chondrus crispus (carragheen)
Lineage: Eukaryota; Rhodophyta; Florideophyceae; Gigartinales; Gigartinaceae
Exons: 2
Coding region: 1-81 (26 amino acids)
Source: RefSeq, a predicted model, not a curated record